Molecule: messenger RNA, 411 nt
Organism: Iphiclides podalirius (scarce swallowtail)
Lineage: Eukaryota; Metazoa; Arthropoda; Insecta; Lepidoptera; Papilionidae
Source: the annotation of a GenBank genome assembly
AUGGGAAAAUCAACACAAGUUGAUGGCGAUAAUAAUCCAACUUCGCUGGAGUCAGAUCCCGCUAAAUUAUUGGAAGCAGCUCUUCUCCAAAUGGAUGGAAUUAUAGCCGAAGCGGGCGGCGCUCCGGCGGGGGCGACGACGCCGAGCGGUCCGGGGCGGGCGGCGAGAGCGCGCGCCCUAGAGCUCGCCCAACAGCUCGCGUCGUCGCUGCAGCACGCGAUCCCGCCGCCACCGCGGCCCGACUUCACCACGGCGAGCGCCAUACUACGCUGGCUGCAACAGAACAACAACUCUGUCGCCCUGGGCAAUUUUGAGGGCACUCACGCGAUUUUAAAUCCUGCUUCACCGCGUCUCGACGUCAUCGGGGAGCGCCGUACUGCGCUGGCUGCAGAACCACGACUAUCGCCCUUG